Molecule: messenger RNA, 426 nt
Organism: Hansenula ciferrii
Lineage: Eukaryota; Fungi; Ascomycota; Saccharomycetes; Phaffomycetales; Wickerhamomycetaceae
Gene: CBP6
Product: Cbp6p
Exons: 1
Coding region: 1-426 (141 amino acids)
Biological process (GO): mitochondrial respiratory chain complex III assembly
Cellular component (GO): Cbp3p-Cbp6 complex; mitochondrion
Molecular function (GO): ribosome binding
Source: RefSeq, a predicted model, not a curated record
AUGUCUGUUAAAGAAGCUGCUAAAACACUUGUGAAACUAUUGGAUGCUGUUCCAAAAGAAAGAUUGACAACUUUAUCUUUGAAAGAAGUUCAACUUUAUAGAUAUAGACCAUUAGCCGGAUUGAAAAAUCCAGAAAACAAUCAAAAGGCAUCUAUUUCAGAUAUUGUUGCUAAAGUAAAUCCAUAUUCUAUUAAAGAACCACAAUUAACUAAAGAAGAACAUGUUACAGAAGAAGAUAUUUUACAACAAAUCAAAUCAUUGAAAAGUAUAAAUAGUAAUCAAUAUAGAGAUUAUUAUAAUCCAGGUGAUAAAUUAUUAAAACCAAAAGGUCAUCCAGAAUAUUAUGAAAGAUUAUUAGCUGAAAUUAAUGGUGAAAGUAAAGAAAACUUAAUCACUGGUAUGAGAACUGUUAUGUUGGGUAAAUAG